This is a messenger RNA of Coregonus clupeaformis (lake whitefish), 3696 nucleotides long. Its product is annotated as phosphatidate phosphatase LPIN1. Gene Ontology annotation, molecular function: phosphatidate phosphatase activity; transcription coactivator activity. Gene Ontology annotation, biological process: cellular response to insulin stimulus; triglyceride biosynthetic process; positive regulation of transcription by RNA polymerase II. Gene Ontology annotation, cellular component: nucleus; mitochondrial outer membrane. Bases 289 to 3696 code for a protein of 1135 amino acids. Lineage: Eukaryota; Metazoa; Chordata; Actinopteri; Salmoniformes; Salmonidae. The record is from RefSeq and is a predicted model, not a curated record. The transcript has 22 exons.
GGGCUGGUGGGGUCUAUCAUUGGUUCCCAUUGAGGGUUUUACGCCGUGCGACGUCACCAGCCGAGUAAAGGGAGUUUUCUUUUCUCUCCAGUGACAGGAGGAGUAUCUCCACAGCGCUUUAGCACACCAGCACGCGGAAGAUCAAAUAAAUGAGGGAAAGGUUCCGUUCGCUAUUACAAUGUAAUAGUUGAAUUGGAAUAAGAUACUCAGCUUUACCGAUACAGCAGAAGAUAUUUGAAUGGCUAAAAUACUCUGAAGCGACAAUUCCUCGUCAAUAAUUCUCAGACCAUGAACUACGUGGGCCAGUUGGCAGGCCAGGUGUUUGUGCAGGUGAAGGAGCUGUACCGGGGCCUGAACCCGGCCACUCUUUCAGGCUGCAUCGAUGUCAUUGUGGUACGCCAGCCCGACGGCACCCUGCAGUGCUCGCCCUUCCACGUCCGCUUCGGCAAGAUGGGCGUGCUGCGCUCCCGUGAGAAAGUGGUGGACAUAGAGAUCAAUGGAGAGCCUGUGAGUCUACACAUGAAGCUGGGGGAGAACGGAGAGGCCUUCUUUGUCAAGGAGACAGAGAAUACACUGGAAGUGGUUCCAUCGUACCUGGCGACAUCGCCUAUCGUGUCCCAGGGGGCGGAGCUAAUGGAAGCUCAGUUAGGGAGGGGUGUGUCUCGCCUCUCUGACCCCGCCUCCCUCCAGGUCCAGACCCUGGGCUCCCAGCAGACCACAGGAGGAGGAGGAGGGGAAGGAGGGAUGAUGAUGAAGAAGAGGAGGAAAAGGAGGAGGAAGGCACGGGAAAGCGGAGGAGGGAGGCGGGAGGAGAGUGGGGAGUACUCAGAGGAUGAGGACAUGUUCACCAUCGACAUGAGCACUGAUGAGGAGAGAGAGCACGACAACAACAGUAGCAGGGUCUCUUCUCGGGAGCUCAAUGGAGAGCAGGGACCUAAGGCCAGUGUGUUGAGCAGCACCUACACCCAGAACACAACAUACACACACGCCGACGCAGACUGGGCACGCUCGCAGAGUGCUAUAUUAGAGCAGACACAUACUCUGUCUAUCCCUCCUAGUGGUGGUCUGUCCAUCUCCUGUCCACAGCAGACUUCUGUCUUCCCUUCUCUUAUCAGCAGCCCCGGUGGCUCCCGCCCCUCCACUCCAAAGAGUGACUCGGAGCUGACCAAUCAGAGCAAAGACAACCCUGAGAUUCUGUGGGCCUGGGGGGAGCUGCCACAAGCUGCCAAGCCCUCCUACCUCCCUCCAUCCCAGAUGCAAGAUUCUGGGAUGAAGUCCCCUGUCUCCAUCCCUGUGUGUGAGAGCACACACUUCAGGACCAUCCCCGGAGACUGUGGCCCCCCUGGCCAGACCCAGAGCCACCCAGACAAUGGCCCCCCAUCCCUCACCCCUUACAUGCCCCAGCCUGGGAACAACACGGCUGGGCCCGGGGCUGGGGGGGACAUGGAGGUAGUAGGGGCAGCCUGUAGAGAGGUGGAGGGGCUGAUGGCCUCUAGGUUGCUGUCAGAACUGGAUGAGGGGGGCCAGAGGGGCAGCCCAGUCAGACGUACAGACUCCCCAUCCAAGAGGAAAGACAAGAGGAGCCACCACCUGGGCUCUGAUGGAAUCUACCUGGAUGACAUCACUGAGUUGGAGCCAGAGGUGGCUGCUCUGUACUUCCCUAAAAGUGACGGUUCAGUGAGAGGGGGCUCGGAGACAGGGGUGCGGAGCGCCAACCAAUCCCCUCAGUCGGUGGGCAGCAGUGGGAUGGACAGCGGUGUGGACAGCUACUCUGACCAGCUGGGAGACAUGCCCAACAUCGCCAUUUCCCUGUGUGGAGGUCUCACUGACAACAGAGAGAUCACAAACGAACAGUUCCAGGAGAGAGCCAUCUCUUACCAGCAGUUCACUGAAAACCCCUCCAUCAUCGACGAUCCCAACCUGGUGGUCAAGAUAGGAACCAAGUACUACAACUGGACCACCGCAGCCCCUCUCAUGCUGGCUAUGCAGGUGUAUCAGAAGCCCCUGCCAAUGCACUCCUGCCUGAGUUAUGUGUACUCUGCCUUUGGCCUCUUCUCCUACUGUUUACCCAGUCUGUUCGGCUCCAGCCCCGCCACGGUGGAGAACAUCAUGAAGGAGAAGAUGCCCAAGAAAGGAGGCCGCUGGUGGUUCUCAUGGCGUAGCAGGAACAGCAACUCCAAAUCGGACUCAGUGUCUGAGACAGGAGUUGGAGACGGGGGAGAGACCUCGCUCAGCAUGGCUUCAGUCAUUGGAAUGAAGGAGGAGUCUUCCUCCAGCGAUGAGGAACACAGAUCCAAUCAGGGCUCAGAAUCCUGCCAGGCCGAGCCUCUUCUCACACCUGGUAGUGUCUUCUACAGGAAGACCCUCAGACUGAACCCAGAGCAGCUGGCCAGUCUUCAGUUGAAGGAGGGUCCUAAUGAGGUGGUGUUCAGUGUGACCACUCAGUACCAGGGCACCUGUCGCUGCCAGGGCACCAUCUACCUCUGGAGCUGGGACGACAAGAUCGUAAUCUCAGACAUCGAUGGCACCAUCACCAGAUCUGACACCUUGGGCCACAUCCUGCCAACGCUGGGUAAAGACUGGACCCACCAGGGUAUUGCCCGCCUCUACCACCGAGUCAGCCAGAAUGGUUAUAAGUUUAUGUACUGCUCUGCAAGGGCCAUAGGUAUGGCUGAUAUGACGAGGGGGUAUCUUCACUGGGUCAAUGAGAGAGGAACCAUGCUGCCUAUAGGACCUGUCCUACUCAGCCCCAGCAGCCUGUUCUCAGCCCUGCACAGGGAGGUGAUAGAGAAGAAGCCUGAGAGGUUUAAGAUUGAGUGUCUGACCGACAUCAAGCAGCUGUUCUACCCUAACACUGAGCCUUUCUACGCAGCCUUCGGCAACAGAGCCACGGAUGUGUACUCCUAUAAGGAGGUGGGCGUUCCCCUAAACAGGAUCUUCACAGUCAACCCCAAGGGAGAGCUGAUACAGGAACACGCUAAGACCAACAUCUCAUCGUAUGGUCGUCUGUGUGAGGUGGUGGACCAUGUCUUCCCCCUGUUGAUCAGAGGCCACGUCUCAGACUUCUCCUGCCCUGACACCUUCAGCCAGUUCACCUACUGGAGAGAACAGCUGCCCCAGAUCCACAGCCCCGACCAUCCCUUGGUCCACAGCCCCGACCAGCCCCUGGUCCACACCCCCGACCAGCCCCUGGUCCACACCGCCGACCAGCCCCUGGUCCACACCCCCGACCAGCCCCUGGUCCACACCCCCGACCAGCCCCUGGUCCACACCGCCGACCAGCCCCUGGUCCACACCCCCGACCAGCACCUGGUCCACACCCCCGACCAGCACCUGGUCCACACCCCCGACCAGCCCCUGGUCCACACCGCCGACCAGCCCCUGGUCCACAGCCCCGACCAGCCCCUGGUCCACACCCCCGACCAGCCCCUGGUCCACAGCCCCCGACCAGCCCCUGGUCCACACCCCCCGACCAGCCCCUGGUCCACACCGCCCGACCAGCCCCUGGUCCACACCCCCGACCAGCCCCUGGUCCACACCCCCGACCAGUCCCUGGUCCACACCCCCGACCAGCCCCUGGUCCACAGCCCCGACCAGCCCCUGGUCCACACCCCCGACCAGCCCCUGGUCCACACCCCUGACCAUCCUCUGGGCAUCAGCUGUGGAGACCCACUUCCACAUCAGACCACCCCAUAA